GUUCUAUGGUUUGAGAGUGAAACCAUCGAUUAGUAACUCAAUACUCAGAGAUUACGUAUUGUGUUGUAAGUUCUUAAAAUUGUUUUUUCAUAAAAUAAUGUUAUAUUUCUAAAAUAUACUACAUCAACAAAAAACGUAUUAUCGGAAUUAUGCUUAGAACCAGAGUUACGACAGAUAUCUUGUACUAGAGGAAAAUAACUGUAUUAGGGUUAGCUGACAGUAAGCUGAUGGUAUAAUUUAUGAAUUCGUGUUUGGUUUUAUUGAACUUGGCAUUCUUGAUGAGGACACAGUUGUAAUAGGACGCCAAGGGAGCGCAUACUUUGAGACGUUCACCUUACGUCGCCAUUUUUGAAGAAGAUCAAAACUUCGAGUGAAAAUAAAGUUUGUGGAAGAUUGGUGCACCAUUUAACAUAGGCCUACCUUUCAUGUGUUUUUUUUUCUGUUUGAGAACAUUUGCGACCGACACAUGAAAACUGCAUUAAGAGCAUCAACAUGACUGUUACAGCCAGUCCCUCCAUUAUGACGUCGUUGUUUACGAACGUUGAUGAAGAUAUAAAUUCUCAGACGACAAUUCAACCGGAAGUUCAGUUAUCUACAGUUGAAAAAGUGAUUGAAGUUACAAUAUUAUGUAUGAUUUGCAUAACUGCGUUGGUCGGUAACUCGUUACUAUGGACUGUUAUAAUAAAAACACCUUCGUUACGCUCGACAUCAAGCGCCCUCUUGUUAUGUCUUAGUUUUGCAGAUAUCAUGGUGUCUGUCAUAAAUAUGCCUUUCACAAUUUACGCAAUCAUUACCAGUGGAUGGAAUCUUGGUGAACUCUUGUGCAAAAGCCUUGGCUUUACUAAUAUGCUGACGUUCGUUGCGUCUGUGAUGUCACUAGGAGCCAUCAGUAUUAAUCGUUAUGUCAUCAUUGUCAGGCAAAAGUAUGCAUCGAUGGCGAGUAAAAAAAGUACAGGUAUUUUAAUUCUAGGUGUUUGGUUGCUGUCUGCGUUGUUAGCGUCGUUACCUCUUCUAGGCUGGAGCGAAUAUGCUUUCAUUGCCAACCAGUCGUUUUGCUUCUGUAGGUGGACCGUAGAGGAAUCGUACGCCUAUUUUAUGAUAAGCAUGUGUUUUGGAGGGCCAUGUUCCAUUAUGCUUUUCUGUUAUUGGAAUAUUCUUAGAGAAGUGAAACGCAGCAGACGACGCGUGUGUUCACGCGGUCCGAGUAUGAUCGAAGGUGUUGAUCGAGAAGUAUCACUCCGCCGUUUUCGCCGACUGUUCAGUGUGAAACGGCGAGAUAGCCAACUUUCAAGUAUAUCUGAAAUUAAAGAAAAUAUCGUGUAUUCAAUCGCUGACGCGGUUCCCAUGAGAAAACUGUCGGAGGAAAGCGAUGAAAAUCACACAGAAAAUAACACCGAACAAAAGAAAAUGGACCAUGCAAUUAUUGUCACUUCAUGCAGUGACUAUCAGCUCUCCGAGAGAAGAAAAUCAGACCCAACGCCGAAUAAACUACAGGUUACGUACGACAUCCGAGAGGCUAACAGUGACGAUGGACCAUCAACGCGGUCGCCGAAGAGAGAGAAAUCCGAACCGGGGAAUCGUACAUCGCCAUGGAAACGCCAAAGCUCAACCGUAUCUAUUGGAAUGCAGAAAAACAGUCUUCGCAGGCGCAGGGAAGGAGAGACAAAACUAGCAGUUACUUUUCUAAUUGUCGUCUUUAUGUUUAUUGUCUGCUGGUUGCCAUUUUGUGUAACCAUGAUUUGGAAUGUGUACGACAAAGAAAAAGGAGGAAAAGGAGGACCCCCGAGAGCGUUGGACGUAGCAACACUAAUUUUGGGAUACUUCAACAGUUGCUGUAACCCUAUCAUAUAUGGAAUUAGAAAUAAAAAAUUUCGAGACGCGUAUAAGUCUAUUUUUCAGUUUAGAAAGAAAUCAUUUACAAGCGAGUUGAAUUUCAAACUAAAAAAUGGACGAACUCCGCAAACGUACUUUAAACAAUGAUGGGUAUCGAUUGGUUUACAUUGCUAAUUAAGAAAAAAAUUCUUUUAAACAGAAUAAUAAUAAUAAUUAUUAUUAUUGAUAUUAUUAUUAUUUUAUUAUUAUUAUUA
Messenger RNA from Anneissia japonica, 2087 nucleotides. RefSeq names its product dopamine D2-like receptor. The record is from RefSeq and is a predicted model, not a curated record. Bases 493 to 1980 code for a protein of 495 amino acids. NCBI's taxonomy places the organism in Eukaryota, Metazoa, Echinodermata, Crinoidea, Comatulida, Comatulidae. Gene Ontology annotation, cellular component: membrane. Gene Ontology annotation, biological process: G protein-coupled receptor signaling pathway. Gene Ontology annotation, molecular function: G protein-coupled receptor activity. The transcript has 3 exons.